AGCAGACUGUUGCCAUCAGCAUCUAGGCUCGUUCUGUCUCCGUAACCUGCCUGGGCGCAGCGCAGGCCCCUUAGCGUGUCCUCAUGCCUCCUCCUGCUCCCCUUCCAAAGUUGAAAUCGUGUAAGUUUCAGUUCCAGAUGUCGAUCUUUUUUUACCAUAUACAUAUCCACAUUUAUUUAGCUAUAGCCAUAAGUCUCACCAGUUUUUUUUUUAAGAGCAGUUUAUUUUUUUCAAGCAGUUUUAGGCUUACAGUAAAAUGGAGAUUUCCCACAUACCCCCGGCCCCCACACAUGCACGGCCUCCCCCAUUAUCACCAUCACUGACGGGAAUGGUGCAUUUGUCACCAAGGAUGAACCUCCGUGGACACCUCAUUGUCACCCAGAGUCCGUAGUUGACUUGAGGGCUCACUCUUGGUGUACAUCCUGUGGGUUUGGACAAAUGGGUGGUGACGUGUUUCCACCAUUAUAGUGUCAUACGGGGUAUUUCACUGCCUUGAAAAUCCUUGCCUGUUCCUCUCCCUCCCACCUCAGCGACCACUGAUCUUUUUACUGUCUCCCUAGUUCUGCCUCUUCCAGAGCGUCACCGAGUUGGAAUCACACAGGCCACUGUCUUCUCAGAUGGCUUCUUUCACUGAGGAACACGCACUUAAGGCUCCUCCACGUCUGUUCAUGGCUCCAGAGCCCUUUCUCUCCAGCGCUGAGUACUGCCCCGUUGUCGGGAGGCACCACAGUUUACUUAUGCGCUCCCCUGCCGCAGGACGUCUCCGUGGCUUCCACGUUGCGGCAACUGUGACUGCGCCGUGUUUUGGACCCCGUGUUUCCCGCAUCUGCACUUCCCUCCUCUAGCAUUGGCAGACUUGGGGCUGGGCCGUCAGUCCACAUGAGAAUUCCUGUUCUCUCUGCAGGAGCGGCUCCUGGGCUUGUAGGGCAGAGGUGCCGCUCACACCCCGGCUGUGGGGCUCUGCAUGCUUCCUGGCGGUUAACGUUGCAGGGUGCUGCCCACCCCCCUCCCUCCAGGCAGGGGCUCCAGGCCUCCCUCAGAGGAGGCUCUGAGCACUACUCUGCCUUCGGAGCUCCUUCCCUGUCUUACGAAGCAUGUUGGCAGCCUCGGAGGACUUCAGAACCUCCUCUGUUUUGUCUUUCUCCGCCCAGCUCCCCUGAGGAGGAAGCAGGACCCCCCUCCAGGCUCCUCAGGCAGCCAGAAGAGGAGCCAGGGCGCCUUCCCCCUUCCCAGACCUCACUUGGGAGGUUCGUGCCUCAGUUUGCAAAGCCCAGGAAGACGGUUACACGACAAGCCGCCCGGAGGGCAGAGGACCUCGGGAGUGGGGCCUGUGGCUCGGAAGCACCGCCAGAGCCCAGUGCCCAGCAGGCAGAAAGCCAGCCUUGGGAGGAGUCCCUGGGGCAUGCUCUCCGGGAAGCCAGGGGGCCGGGAGACCAGACCCAGGCGGACGGCGCCCCCCCUGGGCACAGCAGCCAAAACCCCGUGAUGCCAGUGCCCAGCAGUGGGCAUCCUCAGCCCUCGGCCUCCACUGAUGCCGCUCCAGAAUGGGGAACAGUGCCCGUGGCCUCAGAGAGGGCCAGCCAGGGCCACCUGUCGGAGCAAGGGACCAGCACACCAGAUGGUGGAAGCACGGAGGGGGCUUGGUUUCCAGGCGACUGUGGCCAGGAAGGGCACCUGCCGAGCAGUGACGCUGAAGAGAAGGAGCCAGACCCAGGAGCCCCCCGGGAGGGAGGUGCCCAAAGGGGAGCAGGGGCUGACCUGCCUGAGGGGCAGCAGGAGGGAGGAGACGGCAUCCUGGGCCCGGCCACUCGGGGCCUCCCUGACCCCGUGCGGGCACCCAGUGGGACUGGCGGGGGAGCAGAGCAGAGCUGUAGCAGCCCAAGGCCCUCCUGCCUUGCGACCGUUGUCAUCACAGCCGUGAGCACGGACCCCGCCGAGCCAGAACAGAGGGCUCCAGAGGUGGCGGGGCCAGAUGGGGAGGCUGCCGUGGGGCCACCUGCCUCUGCCAGCGGGAAGGCCCCUGAAGGAUGCCACAGUGGGGCCCUGCUCGGAAGCGUGUCUCUCACCAGGGAGACCACAGGAGGUAGAGGGGAGGCAGGGCAGGAAGACAGGCCCCCUGGUGACAUCCCAGAGGGCCCUGCAGCCGCCCUGGCUCUGGCUCAUGGGGUCCGAGAGGCCACAGUAAGUGCUGGAGAGGCCAGUUCUCUAGCCUCGGAAGUGGGCCUGGGCGUUGAUCAGACACGGGGGCCGGGCGCGGAUCAAGAGGGGCCAGGAGGUGUGUGUGCCCGGCCUCUGCUGUCCCAGCCCACGGGUGAAGAGGCAGCCGAGUCAGGCAGCCAGAGCCGAGAGCAAGACCUGGGGGCGCUCCGUCUGCCCCUGGGAGCCUCCACUCCGCCAGCGCACAGAGGAGCAGUGGACGGCCCGACUUGGGAGGCGGGGGCCGGCCAGGGCUGCCCAGACGUCCCUUCAGGCUCCGCAGGCCAGCCUGAGCAGCCUCCCAGCUCUGCAGAGCGGGCCGUCUGGGGAGGGUCCCCGGCCAUGGACCUCGACUUCCUGCCCGACAGCCAGAUACAGGCCGCCCUGGAAGGCCCCGACUUUGAAGCCCCCCCUGAGCAGGUGUUUCCUGCAGGGAGUGGGGCGGGCCUCUGCUGGCCUGGCACCGGCACAUGCGCUGACGGAGGCCCCCUGGCUGAGGCCCAGCCGAGGACCCUCGCGGGGAUCAAGGCCUGUGAAGCUGCCAGGAUGGAGGACGCAACGGACACCGUGCGAGGCCUCAUCCUCGAGCUCUCCAACCUGAACCGGCUGAUCAUGAGCACCCACCGGGGCCUGGAAGCCUUCAAGCGCCUCACCUCGAGGAGGGCGAAGCCAGCAGGGAGAGGCCCCGCACCCUGCACGUCAAAGGGGGCUGCCAGCCUCCCUCGUGGGGAGCACCCCUGGAGGGAUCUGUAGGACUCUGCCUCCAAGCCAGCGGUGUGUGUGCGUACCACUUGCCGCUCGCCUGUCCUGCCAAACAGCUGGAAACAGUCUCUCAGCAGACCCCACAAAGCCCACAGGCCCGUGUGCCCUCUGGUAUUUUGUUACCCUCCAAGAUGCUCCAGCGGGUCCUAGUGGGCCCCAGAAACCGCCCCUCAGCCGGCCCGGAAGUCGGCUUCCCUGGGAAGCACGGGAGCAGCUGGGGAUGCUGAGGGAACCUGCUCCUCCUGGGCCCCCGAGGCCGUGGGAGGCGGGAGGCAGCAGCUGGGGCCCCCGGAAGCCGGCUGCUUCUGAACAGGACUGGAGCUGCCCAGAUGUUUAUCUGGGUUUGCAAAUUUCGGUUCCUUCGCUGAGGCUGAGGUUACGGAAGGUUCAGAAUUUGUUUUUUUCCUGGUGGAGAAAAGGGCCCCCUUUGUUGCCUGUGCCUUGUGUCUCCCCGGAUUUCCAUUUCAUUUCUUCCGGGAGGACCAUUAAUAAACACACCCUAGCUUGA
Messenger RNA from Diceros bicornis minor, 3466 nucleotides. It is a transcript of the gene BRME1, whose product is annotated as break repair meiotic recombinase recruitment factor 1. The coding region runs from base 880 to 2949 and encodes 689 amino acids. The transcript is spliced from 6 exons. Gene Ontology annotation, biological process: double-strand break repair involved in meiotic recombination. The record is from RefSeq and is a predicted model, not a curated record. NCBI's taxonomy places the organism in Eukaryota, Metazoa, Chordata, Mammalia, Perissodactyla, Rhinocerotidae.